Molecule: messenger RNA, 1642 nt
Organism: Pelobates fuscus (common spadefoot toad)
Lineage: Eukaryota; Metazoa; Chordata; Amphibia; Anura; Pelobatidae
Gene: RNF144B
Product: ring finger protein 144B
Exons: 8
Coding region: 293-1210 (305 amino acids)
Biological process (GO): ubiquitin-dependent protein catabolic process; protein polyubiquitination; positive regulation of proteasomal ubiquitin-dependent protein catabolic process
Cellular component (GO): mitochondrial membrane; ubiquitin ligase complex; cytoplasm
Molecular function (GO): zinc ion binding; ubiquitin protein ligase activity; ubiquitin conjugating enzyme binding
Source: RefSeq, a predicted model, not a curated record
CACAAGCCGUGACGUGCUUUGAAGAUAAUGGCAACUUGCAGUGAAUAGGAGGGAGGAGGAGAUUAUCUCGGUGGCAGUACAGACUGGGAGGCUGGCUGCUGUAGGUUCUCCUGGCUAGGAAGGUGUGACAGCAGAGAGGACCUGGCUACAGAGGGGAAUCCUGGCUGUGCCUGCAGUGAUGUGUCUAUAGGAAUCCGUACACAGAGCUUGGACUGGGGGGGAAACAGGGGCUGGAGCUUCCCCACUCUUUAUCUAACAAGUUCAUGUUCACAAUGUGGCUGAGUUUAAAGCAAUGAUGGCUUCUUCCAGUAAGGUCUGCCAUCAUUCCAUGAUGACUGGAAAUUUGACUACUGGAGAAUUGGCUCUGGAGCCUUUAAUUACAUGCAAACUGUGUCUGUGUGAGCACUCUCUCGACAUGAUGACAACCCUUCAAGAAUGCAGCUGCAUUUUCUGCACCACGUGCCUCAAGCAGUAUGUGCAGUUGGCAGUUCGUGAAGGAUUUGGUUCCGCAAUCACUUGUCCAGACAUGGUCUGCCCAAACCAUGGUGUCCUUCAGGAAGCCGAGAUUGCUUGUUUGGUCUCCAUUGAUCAGCUACACUUAUAUCAAAGGCUAAAACUUGAAAAAGAAGUCCAUCUGGACCCUUGCAGAACAUGGUGCCCUGCCGCAGACUGCUAUACUGUAUGCCAGGUGAAAUCCAAAGACUCUGCUUUACCAGUGCCAGUUGACUGCACUGUUUGCCACCUACAAUUUUGUUCUGCCUGCAAAAGCACAUGGCAGCUUCAGCAUUUGUGUCAAAACAGUGAGCCAGUUGCUGGACCCCCUGAAAAAGAUGUCCUUAUCAAUGGAGAUGGAGAUGCUUGUAUCAAGCAGUGUCCUGUGUGUCAGAUCUACAUUGAGAGGAAUGAAGGCUGCGCCCAAAUGAUGUGCAAAAACUGCAAGCACACAUUCUGCUGGUACUGCUUGCAAAACCUUGAUAAUGAUAUUUUUCUGCGACAUUAUGACAAAGGUCCCUGUAGGAACAAGCUUGGACAUUCAAGAGCAUCUGUUAUGUGGAACAGAACACAGGUUGUGGGCAUCCUUGUUGGCUUGGGGAUCAUUGCUAUUGUGACAUCACCUUUGCUUCUUUUGGCAUCACCUUGCAUUAUCUGUUGCGUCUGCAAAUCAUGCAAAAGCAAGAAGAAGAAACAGAGCCCGUCCCCCACCACCUAGCAGUGUGUUCACGUGUCCAUGUGGAAGCACAACUGGGUAUAAAGCAUUGUGCACCACAUUCAUAUAGCCUUGAAAUUUUCUUUGACUCUUGACACGUCACUAUGGAAAGAAAUGGCCGGACCAUUGCAAAAUAUAUUUCGUAUAGGGAAUACUGGUACUUAAGAGUGAAAAAUAACCUAAACCCUUAUAGGUAAAUCUUUACCGCUAUGCCAUAUUUAAAGGAUCAGUAAUGCCUAAUUAUAAAUAGCUUUUAUAUGAUUUAGCACACUGAGAUAAGUUCAAAUAUGUAUGCAAAAUGUGUAACAUUUGUCUUGCAUGUUUUAUUGCUUCACAAAUUCAUAAACUUUAAAAAGAGACUGGAGGUGGGGGUGAUAGAAAGAGAGAACCACUGUAAGUGACUUAUGUGAUAUAAAAACUGUAUUGUAACUGGCU